AUGAAUAAAGAUGCGAUAUUCAAAGUCAUUCUAAGUAAAUAUCCAGAAGUGGUCCAACAGCAUACAGGCCACUGCACCAAAUUUAAAGUCAACUUAGAAAUAAAACAAAAUUGUAAACCCGUGUUCAAAACGAAAAGACCCGUACCAUAUGCAUCAUUAGCAGCGGUAGAGCAAGAGCUAAACAGACUACAAGAUGAAAAUAUCAUCACACCUAUUACACAGUCAGAUUGGGCAGCACCCAUAGUAGUUGUACGUAAGCCAAAUAAUCGCAUUCGAAUUUGUGCUGAUUAUUCGACAGGUUUAAACGAUUGCAUGGUACCUAAUCUGUAUCCAAUUCCGCAUGCAGAUGAUAUAUUCGCACAAAUGUCGCUUUGCAAAUAUUUUAGCAAAAUAGAUUUAUCCGACGCUUACCUUCAAUUGGAAGUCGAUGACGAAUCCAAGAAAAUUCUCACGAUAAACACGCACAGAGGUAUUUUUACAUUUAAUCGGUUACCACCAGGACUAACCUCUGCACCAGGUGCUUUUCAAAAAGCUAUGGAAACUAUCCUCAGCAAUUUAGAGGGAGUUAUAACAUAUCUGGAUGACGUGAUCAUAGCUACACCUUCAAUACAAGAAAAUUACAAAAUGGUUAUGAACGUAAUGGAAAGGUUCAAAGAGCACAGUCUCACGAUAAACUGGUCAAAAUGUGAAAUUUUCAAAACGUCAAUAAAAUACCUGGGACACGUCAUUGAUGAAAAAGGUAUACAUCCAGAUGCAUCCAAAGUGGAAGCAAUCAACCACAUGCCGAGACCUACAAAUCAGCAGAUGCAUGCAUUGUUGGUAUAG
This is a messenger RNA of Rhagoletis pomonella (apple maggot), 825 nucleotides long. RefSeq lists its product as uncharacterized. The coding region runs from base 1 to 825 and encodes 274 amino acids. The transcript is spliced from 2 exons. Lineage: Eukaryota; Metazoa; Arthropoda; Insecta; Diptera; Tephritidae. The record is from RefSeq and is a predicted model, not a curated record.